AUGAACAGCCCAAACCCCACUGAAGAUGGUAUACCCAGAACUGUAAGCCUUCUCCAGGACCCCAAAAGGGAGCUUCAGAAGAUCCUGGAGUUCGUGGGGCGCUCCCUGCCUGAGGAGACCAAAGAGCUCAUCGUCCAGCGCACAUCCUUCAAGGAGAUGAAGAAGAACCCCAUGACCAACUACACCACCCUCCUCCCUGAGGUCAUGGACCACGCAGUCUCCCCCUUCAUGAGGAAAGGCAUCGUGGGGAACUGGAAAAGCACCUUCACGGCGGCCCAGAGCGAGCGCUUUGAUGCCCACUGUGCCGAGAAGAUGGCGGGCUGCAGCCUCCCCCUCCGCUGGCAGCUGAGGGCUACAGAGGGUCCUGUUCCAGGGGAAAUUAGGAAAUUUUCUAAUAAGGGGUAAUUCUAAGCGACAUGGACAAACACAUGUGCAGAAUAGUCCCUAAGAUAACCUCUUUUUACCUUACUUCAUUAGCAUAGUAAAAAAAUAUCCAGUGGUGAUUUAA
Messenger RNA from Chinchilla lanigera (long-tailed chinchilla), 508 nucleotides. RefSeq names its product sulfotransferase 1A1-like. The transcript is spliced from 2 exons. Gene Ontology annotation, biological process: sulfation. Gene Ontology annotation, molecular function: sulfotransferase activity. The coding region runs from base 1 to 405 and encodes 134 amino acids. The record is from RefSeq and is a predicted model, not a curated record. Gene Ontology annotation, cellular component: cytoplasm. Lineage: Eukaryota; Metazoa; Chordata; Mammalia; Rodentia; Chinchillidae.